Molecule: messenger RNA, 790 nt
Organism: Entrophospora candida
Lineage: Eukaryota; Fungi; Glomeromycota; Glomeromycetes; Entrophosporales; Entrophosporaceae
Source: the annotation of a GenBank genome assembly
AUGAUCCAAGAUAUUAUAAAAAAACCAAAAGGACAAUCACUUAUCACAAAAACACAUACUUGCCACAAUGAAGCUUUGAAUCGUACUAAAUUAUGUUAUCUUGAUAAAAAAAUCGAUUAUCCAAAAUCAUUUGCAUCAAGACAUGCUCUGGCUCUUUUGCAUAACAAUCUUGGUGAGCAACAAGCAUGGACCCAAUUACACAGCUCAUUAGAUGACAUUGCUCCUUUUUCAAUGCAAGACCUAUAUAAUAUAGAAAAAAUUUGUGAGCAACAUGAUUUUAAGAGAGAAGAAAAUAUCAAAAAUAUAAAUGUAAGAAAUACAAAAAAACAUGAUCAAUUAAAUCAAUUAAAGCAUGAUAUGUCAGGAUUUAAUUUUGACCAAGAUUUGAUUCCAUAUGGUCUUAGAUUGCAAGAGAAAUUAAAUAAUAAUGAAUUCCUUCCAUCAUUUCAUGAAUACAUUUAUAACUUUAAAUCCCUGAUCAAAUGCCAAAACUGUCAUUCUUUUCCUAAAUAUGAUACAAAUGGGUUAUGUAAAGUUUGUCACUUCUUUUUCUUGCAACAAAAACAUGAUAAAAUUUUCAAUAAAAAUUUCAUUAUUACCAAAUCUCCUUCAAAAUCAUCAACAUCUCCUUCUCUUUUGGCUCUCCAGAUUAUUUUUGAAUAUCAAAACUUUCAUGAGGGUCAACAGGAGGCUAUAGAAAGUUUUGUAAACAACAAAGAUACUUUAGUAUUAUUUCCAACUGGAAAAGGAAAGAGCUUAUGCUAUUCAAUUGGAUCUUUACUUAUAAAUG